CAUGAGACGGGUUUUUAUGUAAACCCUUGAAAAGGACAGAGGGACCAUGUUACUUUCAGCAAUCGUAACUCCGUGUCAAUUCGCCUUGCUCACAGUAGGAGGAUAACUGACUACAAGCAACCCCCCUCUCUGUGUUACCCAACAGUGAGAACAGCGGAAAUUUCCCGGCGGUCCGCUUAUUGUCGAGACAUCCAUCCUCUCUCCACAGCGUGAAUGGUUCUGCAGAGCUUGAUCUGUGCGAGUGUAACCUUUGGUGUUCCGGAAGGAAACAUCAGUCAGUUGAUGAUGAAUAACUCCUUCCUGGUUAAUUUCUUCGUGUUGUGGCCCUGGCUCUGCGUUGUUGAGCCAAACCGUUAACGCCUGUACCUGUGGGACCGGAUCCCCACGCUUGGCCCGACAGCAGUUUUGUCCAUCUCCGUGAAGUCUAUGCAUGAAUGAGAAAGUGUAAAAUUGGUGACCCUGCCCGUUCGCUUACUACCUAGGCAAAUGCCAUCCAACUGUGUAUGUCACCCUGGACAUUUGCCAUGCUACUACAUGGCUCUGUGGAGUACGGUUUGUACGCACCGUUCGUAGAGGGACCUUGUCUCUUUUUGUGCUGUCGCAGAGUGUUGCCACUGUCAGUUGAGAAGCCAGUCCAUCACUGUAAGAAGUUCACUUGAAAAACGGGUGCAAAUUUACUGUCGCAAGAACCACAGAGUCGGGUUGCCGUUGCGUGGUCACGAAACUCAGAACUGUCAAGUGUCCCCCACGCCUCAGCGAAAAGUUAUGAUCGUUCGUUUGCAGUGUAACUGCUAACCAUAUUCUCUGGGUGAUUUACUGGAUGUUUGCAGUUUAGGUAGAAGGACGCCAGGUCAAAGCAACGAUCGAUUCCGACCCAUGUUGCCCAGCUCUUGUGAGGUCGUGGAUGAUGUUGAGGAGCUUGAUUGUCGUAUGAUUACGAGUAUCCCUGAUCCGACGAUUCAUUCUGCCACAGUUUCCGACUCUGACGGUCAGGAUAUGAGAAGUGCCACUUACUGUUCAAUCGGUAAAUGUAGAUCCUGUGUGUUCGUCCAUCACUGGUCCCUGGGGAAGACGGUUGUCAACCUGCUGCAGAUAUUAGCGUCCACGUCCCCCACACGAUUAUCUGAAUCGUGACAUAGGCCAGCAUGGCCCGAAUUUUGACGGUCGCUAGAUGAAGUUAUAUUCCUCGGUCACUGUCGUGCGACCUAAUGGCAGCAUGAGAAGGUGGUGAAGCGUCACCAGGCGCCCAGUGGAGUAUUGCUUCAAGGCCUUUUCAUCAUUAUUUCGGCGCAGACGAAUUCACACGGGAAAGCGGUAUGAAGGGCUCGGGACGUCCAGUGUGCGUCGCAUUAUGGCAAGCGUUGAGCUGUCGCCACUACUCUGCCAAGUUCAUUUACUUCCACGGCACGGCUUCCAAGAAGUUUUUUUCGACGGGGCGGCAGGUCGAAUGUGUGGCUAAUAGCGAUCGUGGCCGGAGGUCCUGCGGUGUCAAGCACCGUCUACUUUACCCGGUCUUCCCGUCAGGUCCAAGUGGCAACCGCAUCGUAGUGCUAUCGUCUUGUCCGUUCUUUGGUUCUGCCAAAGCUGUUAAAGGAGGCCCAGCAGUACCCCUGGUGCAGGCCACGUCUACCGCUCCGAGUCGCGUUGGUUCGCGAGUACAUGGUUUUGUUGAAAAUGGAGCAGAACUCAAGGUGGCAGUCAAUUCCGUCAGUUCAACAUCGUCUGGGAAAUUAUGUAACACACGAUUUCCACGGGCCGUUAAAUGGUCCGCUGCGACUCCUGUUUCUGAAUCGGUGAUCAGGACCAACAAUCCGACCUCGGUAUGCCGUAGUCAGCGUACUGCAUUUGGGAGUCGUGCGGUAUUCAUCUCCAAACGAAGCCUGGUAUCACUGUGUACGAGAUUGAACGUGAUCGAAAUUACCUCAUUCGGACGCGCGCAGCAACCCGCAGGUGUCCCGGUAUCAUGCAGGUGCUUGAGUUUUGGACCUACGGACUCUCCUCGCGAUCUCCGAAAUGAUGGUGGGGCACGGUCAAGUGGCGAUGCGUGCGACCAUCACGGGGAUAUCUGGCAACAUGGGAAGACUCCGUCGUCGUAUUUUGAUACGGACGGAGGUGAUAAAGCUCAUCUGGAAAUAGCAGCAACGUCGAGCGCUGAAAGGGAGAAACAGGAAGUCUACAUAAAUCCGGUGUGUAUGCAGAUGGACCAGCUCCUGAUGCAGAGUGCGACGGCAGAGGAAGUUCUAACUCUUUUAGUAAGCCAUCGCGGGGUCCUUUUUUUGCAUAAUUUGGUAACUGCGCUUGAGCUGCUAGCCGACUUUGCAACCGCUGAAAGCCGAACCCUACGUGUUAGGCGAGAGGGGACCACUAGCAGGUCCGCCGAACUGCAGCGCGGCACCGGCUCACAGCUGCCAAGGGAUGACCAGCAAGGCCUCCGUGAAACAACAUUUAGAAACCCGCUGUGCAUUGUCGGGGGUACGGAGACGGCGAGCGGCAGUUCCGACACACCGUUGAAGAGUCGAGCGACGGGGGCGAGGAUUGAAGAUCUUCUCCCCCAUUUGCAAGCGGGGCAGCCGCUCCCGUCAGGAUGGCCUAAACCAGUGUCCACAUACGAAAGCGUCACCUCUGGUACACGUAGCAGGAAGGAGCUCGUCACCGUCGAAGCUGUCGCCUCGGAGGACAUUGAAGAAGGCAAUGUCAUGCAUGGGCUCGGUGUCGCUGAUUGGAUAGUUCGAGAUGAGAGGUACGAGGUGCUGCUGCAAGAUCUUCGCUUCCAUCGUCGAAAUUUAUCCUUCGACGCAGCCGCGAAGGUUGUGCUGUCAAUGAGAAAGCUCAACCAUCGCCAUUAUCCAGUUUUGUCUGCCAUGCUACAUCCGCUGGCUCGCCGAGAAAUUCCGCUGUCGCCCUCGUACGAGACGUCAUCCUCCGACACAGGGGUCCAUGGGGGAGAACGGAACGUUACUGGCAUCAUCUUCGGUACAGCUACUGUCAGUGAGGAAUCUUUGGAGGGCCGGAAGAGAACUGAGAAGAUACUGCAUGAAAGGCUAAAUACCUUGUUUCAGUGCGCAGACGUCUAUGUCUGGGCUGGAUACAUCCAACAUCCUUUCUUCGAUAGGGUUGCCGCGUUAUUCUUCUCAGCCCUCCAGCAGAUGCCUAGUGCAUCGUCAAAUGGUGCAGCGCUUUGCACGUCAUCUCCCGUGACGUCUACAGCAAACCUGAUGCCGGAAGCAAGCCCGAGUCUCCUCGUUCGGGCGCUUCAGAUCUUCUCGUCGCUUCGUGUAAACGCGGGCCAUGAGGUCUUUACGGCAGCUGCGGAGCGUAUUCUGCAGCAUAUGCCGACCUUGGGGCCAGACCAUCUGGUGGCUGUUGCGGCGGCAGUCAGCAAACAUGGCGCCUGCACCGUCCUUUUCCCCGCUGCGCGAGACCAGAUGCAACCCUCAUCACUGCCAAACCAACACUUUGCAUCAAGUGACCUGGAACUGCUUGGCAAUACAAAGGGUCAAAUUAUGCCGAAGGAGGCAAACACUAACCGAGCAGUAUCAGUUGUGAAGUGGCCACAGAAGUGUGGCGGAGAUGAUGAUUCAGUCCCCGGGGCUUCGCAAGGAAGUAGUGAGUCUGUAGCACUACCUGCUUCCUUGUGCCUUCCUACGCCGUUACUGAGUAGAAAUACUACUCAGGAGUGUGACAGACUUCUAAGAUCCAGAGUUCGUGCGAGCAUGACUAAGGAGGCUGUUGUGUACUUGGACGCGAAUUCAGCGACAAUCAUGCCUCCCCUUCAAAGUAUCCCGGAUCGUGUCUUGACAGCCGUGGCGUCACAGUUCGAAGUGGCUUCGUCUUCCUUUUCUCUUUCCGCUACUGUCACUCUGCUGACCGCUUUCCAGAGUCGGGGUCUGCAUUUUCCUACGUGUAUUGCUAUUGCUGUCGCCCGCGUCACGCAGCAUUUGCGUGUCGCUGCAAAUGUUCGCCAACGAGCAGCUUUGACUAUCCAGGAAAUUGGCCACCUCCUUGAGGCGUGUACGUUCUUCGGGGUCGCAACACCAACACACAAUGGUCUCCCUGCCGAAACGCCAGCAGCGGAAGUCGCUUCUGGUGACGUACGGGGUGGCGAGGUUGUGAACAGCAACACAGAGCUGAUAGAUGCUGCUGCGGCCUAUUUGGAGCAACAUCUUGAUGAAAUUUCUGAACGGACUGCCAUUCAAGUGACCUUCGCUUUGGCGGCGACAGAAAGGGCAACACGCCGGCACGCGUAUCUUCUGUCUUUCACAUUUCGCAAAAUUGGCAAGGGGACCGAGUGGCAACGACACAAAGUCCGCGUUUUUCAGCUGUGGCUCUCCCAUGUGUUACAAUUUCCCUGGCUUCACUACAACAUGCCUCAACGGUGUGUCUUUGAAGGUUUGCGAGCGUGGUGCAUGCAGCGUGGAGGAUAUGGCGCGCCUUUUCCACGUGAAGUCGCCGAGCUCUCACGGAUACUGUCAUGCUUGGAUGUGAAGCAUAAGACAUUUGUUGAGCUUCCCGGCUCCCCUUAUGGCCUCGAUAUUCUGCUAGAGUCGUCGAAUGACAGGCGGAGUGUCAUCUUGGUUACGAACGAGUGCGCGCCGAACACGCUAGCACCAGCGGGAGGAAGUACCUUGCAAGCGGUCCACUUGGCACAGGCUGGAUACUCUCAGAUUUUAUUUGUCCAUCAGCCAACGUGGAACUUGCUGCGAUCCGAGGAGUCCCGAGUACGGUUUGUUCUGCUUCUCCUUCAGCGGCUUUGUCCUGAACGACAUUUGGCAGUAAAUGACACGACGCUUCGGAGCUCCACGGGAGAGGGCCAGGAUACGCGGAUGGUGCUUACACGAGACGCAAAUUUGCUUUGCGCUGGAUCGUGAUAGAUUUGCUGAGAGUAUGGUUGUCCAUGCACAAAUGAAGGGGUUGUCUGCUUUGGCACUCAGGUGCUCAUAUCAGACGAGAAAUUGAGUAUGCAGUCCGUAUGUCUCGUGAGUAAUUGUGAAAGAAACGUGAGACGUGCAUGAGGAACCGUGUUUGUUUUUAGGCAC
Toxoplasma gondii ME49 is the source of this 5036-nucleotide messenger RNA. RefSeq lists its product as hypothetical. Lineage: Eukaryota; Apicomplexa; Conoidasida; Eucoccidiorida; Sarcocystidae. The record is from RefSeq and is a predicted model, not a curated record. Bases 1317 to 4868 code for a protein of 1183 amino acids. The transcript is spliced from 5 exons.